AAAAAACCUAAAGAGAGGGCUUAACCAAAGUUGGGUUAAGAUGAUCAGAGGAACCCAGCACAUGAGUUUAUGACCGUUUGUAAAGCCACACAUGUACACCUAGUACUACGUUACAGUCAAUAAGAGGACAAACGCAGGCUUGCUCGGUUUCCUAUGAUACACUUUCCCCUAAAUCAUCCCCCCAUUCUUCCAUUAUAAUAAUCUUUGCUUACAUCUUCCCUUGUUCUCAUAUAUAAAACCCCUUCUUUUGAUUUAGACAUUCACUACUUCCACCCACCGUCUUCCUCUCUCUCUCUCUCUCUGCUUUUGUUGUCUAGAAAGCUCCAUUUCCCAUAUCAUCACACUUUCCCCUUUUCCCUUUUCCCCUCAAAACUCUGGUUCAGCUUCUUCUAACCUAGCUGAAGCAGCUCUCUCCCUUUUCUGUUUUUUGUUUAUUCUUUGCAGUGAAACAGCUGAUUUUAUUUACAUCUUGUUGUUGCAAUAAUCAUGGCUGCUGUUAUUGCCGCUUUGGUGGUUUUCUUUGCCUUGACUGGUUAUUCAAGUGCUGAUUAUUGCUUGUGUAAAGAUGGACUGUCCACUGAUGCAAUGCAGACGAACAUAGAUUAUGCCUGUGGAAAUGGAGCUAACUGUAAUCCGAUACUUCAAAACGGUCCAUGCUUCAAUCCUAACACUGUGAAAGAUCACUGUAACUGGGCUGUGAAUAGCUAUUUUCAGGCUAAAAGAUCACUUGGUGCUACCUGCAGUUUCCAAGGCACAGCUCAGCUGUCUAACGCGCCACCUCCAACCGCCUCUUCCGGUUGUUCUUAUCCCUCUAGUGCUGGCUCUGCUGGCGGCACCCCAUCAACAAACAAUCCAACUACCAGUCCCCCGGGCUCAACCGGCACACCGAUUCUGACCCCAGGUUCUCCAGGAGGUUCUACAGGCACAACAGGCUCAACUACAGGCAGUCCUAAUUUCGGAGGAGGGCUCGCACCAAAUGGAGGCGGUGGCAUAACAAAUCCAGACGGAGGCAGUGCAGCCCUUCAUAACAACCUGCUGGCAUCUGCAGCUGCCACCAUUUUGGCCACAGGCUUGAUAUUUCUGAGGGUAUAAGUUUUGCAGCUAAAAUAAAAGAUCUUGAGGAGGGUUCUCUAGAGGAGGGAUGGUUUGGUUAUUGGGAAUCUGAUGUGAGGAUGAUAUUUUGCCACCAGAAUAUUGAAACUGGAUUGCUGUCCAGUGAAUUCUGCUAGUUGUGGUGUUCUGGUGGGAAUCAUCUUCACUAGGACUUCUGUCUUUUGUUUUAUUCCACUUUAUUAUUUUUUUUUUUAUUUUUUGGUUUUUAGUCAUAAAAGUUCUGGGAACUUGAUUCCCAACUUUUGUUGUAGGGUGUAAAUGUGGCGUACUAAUGGGGUGAUGGUAGAUUGUAGAAUCUCUGAUCUGAUCUCUUAUUUUAGACUUUUUGUAUAUCUAGAGAGAGAGGACAGUAUUUUUUAUUUUAGUGUAACCAGUUGCUAGCCCCAGCCACGUUAUAUGUUUAAGAAGAAAAUUCCCGAAAAAAGAAAUAGAGACGCUUGUAUUUCUGUUCUUUUGAUUCUGUUUCCUCUGUUCUCAUUUUUGUUUCAUCUUCCUCUUCC
This is a messenger RNA of Oldenlandia corymbosa var. corymbosa, 1613 nucleotides long. The record is from the annotation of a GenBank genome assembly. Lineage: Eukaryota; Viridiplantae; Streptophyta; Magnoliopsida; Gentianales; Rubiaceae.